AUGGCGGAUUCAGGAAUACGCCGGGAUGUUUCGGCUUCUUGUACACCCCAAAGGCCUGUUCCAAUGAAAUUAUUUGCUACUUGGGAAGUGGAGAGGACAUCGCCAAAUUGUGUGCCGCGGUGAGUUUGUCUCAAACGCAUUUUCGUUUGUUUUGCGUCGUACGAGACUUUCACAAAUAUCGCGGGCAGAUCGAUACUGAGCGAGUUGUUUGAUUGACAGUGAUGCCUCGAACAUUCCCUUCCAAGUUUUGUCUUUCUUAGUUUAAACGUUCUACAGUUGGUUGCUGUUCAGCUGUAACUCGCUGUAAGAUCGUUGUAUUGGUUAAUGCUGUUAUUAUUUAACUGUGGCCAUCGAAAGCAAAUUCAAUCUCACUUUAUUUGAAUUGUCAGGCGAAACUAUUCACACUGAACUCCUCUAUCCUAGCCUGGAACACGUGUUUUCGCGUUACACACAGGAGAAUCUUUGUCUUAUAAUUUUCCCUUGUGAUUAGGAAUUUUGCUCAGCGAAUUUUCAGUUUUAACUUAAUUUCUUAAUCAAGGCAGAUGGCAACGGAAGUGAAGGCUUUGUCAGCGAAAAAUGAAGCAAUUGACAGUUGCAUAUCGGAACUUUAAUCCUUUUCUAGUUGAAUUUAUUUAUUUUUGAAUUUAUUGGGCACUUUCUUUGCUGUGGAAAAACGAUAAUUGGGGAAUAAUUAUGCCUUAAAAUUCACAAGCGACCCCACAGAUCAAGCAAAAUGUGAUUUUGAUCGUGCCUAAAACAUCCGCAUAAUGUACUACAACAAAAGAACAGACUGCAUGCAAUCGAAUUUGGCGAGAAAACGUCUAUUUGUCAGCUUCGGUUCAUAUCGAUCAUUUUUAUGGCUUUUUGACUUGAGUUUGCUUUGAUACACAAACACAGUGAAUCUCUGUGUUUGGUUGUAAAACUGAGCCAAAUAUAGAACUUGGUUCAAGUGCGGACUGAAAUGCAAAUUUUUUUAUUGUUGUUGGUCGAAUGCAACUGACACCCUUUGAAUUGAAUUCAGAACGUUCACGGCGUUCUACAAGACUUGAAUUUCCUGAGAAACGACGUGCUUAUUUCUUAAUAAACCCUUUUUGAAUCAGUGGGUUUUUUAUGCGUGCCUUGGGGGAAAGGAUCUAAACUUUGAUAUUAAUUGUUUAUUCAAAUUUUUAAAAUAACUCAACCUAAUAUCUUUCAUUGUCAUUGUUACAAAUUUUUCAUUUUCUUGCUGCGUGCAUUUUCUUUUUGUUUCUUAAAAUUAUUGAAGCAAAAUGAAAGCAUUUUCUUUUUGUAGCUGUUGAACCCAGUGUUUUUGAUAUUCUAACUAUUAAAUGAAUCUGUGAAAUCUGUAAUAUAGUAUGCAAAAUAGCCUCUAUUUUUACCCAGAAAAGAUAAACCAUCUGACACAAUUUUAUUAAAGGAAAUUAUUAAUUGCUUAAAUCUUCUUUUUUCAACUAAUCUCAGGGGGGUUUCUUUCUAUUCUUGCAAAACAAAAGAUCAAAUUUUUUGUUUACUUGAGUGUUUAAUUUUUAAGAAAGUCUCCAGAAAUUUUUAUUUUGCUUUUUAUUUGCACUGCUAGAUAUGGCGAUAAAUUAUCUUUGGAAGCUUUUGUGGGAUGAUAAAGUUUACAUCUGUGCAUUUUCCAGACCCAUUUCUUGAGAAUCAUAUGGUUUUCUUCAUCAGCUUGAAGUUACUUUUUCUUAAAUUUAAUGUUAUAUUUUUGGAUGCUAAAAAUAACCAAAAAUUGAUUUGAUACUGUCAUUAAUGUAUAUUGCAUGCACUUACCAAUAUAGCCAGCAGGUGUUCAAAAAACACUUUAUAGCCUUCUCUUUUAUUUGGAAUAAUACUACAUUUGCUUGCUGUUUUAUCAUAAAGAGUAUUUUGUAUUUGACUGAUAGGAUUAAAAUUACCAUUUUAUACAUUGUAUGUAUUGUGGUUCAAUUUUAUCCUUAGUACAAUGAAUUUUAUGUUUCUUUUUUAAACUCAAUACAAAAACAAAAGAAAAGAAAAGUUGAUUAUGAAUAAUAUUGAUCUGAUCCACAACAAGACCUUAGUAGUUUGAGCCAUGCAUUUUUUAUCAGAGCUGGGUAUAUUGUAGAAUUUGUUUUUUAAUAAUUUUUAUCCAGGAAAAAAACUACAGUUUCCAUCAUGCAAUUCAAAUAUAUUUUUGAAAUGACUAUUUAUUUUAUUUUGAUAUGUCUGAGGAUGUCAUGGAUUUUGCUUUUCAUAAAAUUUGUGUACCAGGAGUUGUAAUUUGAACUGAAAGUGAGUGCUGGCUAGAACUGAAAGCUGUUAUCGGGAAUAAAAGCUUCUAUUAAAUGUUGUUUUGAUUUAAAUAUUAUAAUUAUGGCAAAAGUGAAAUACAGAGAAGCAAAAAGGUUUAGACAAAAAUUUUAGCUGUAGUGACUUUGCCCACUGAGGUAAUUUAUUGAUUAAUGUUCAUAUCUAAAACUCUGGCUGCUGUAAAUCUUCAACUUAGGUAAAAAAUAUGUAUAAUUAUAUAUGUUACAGGUCAAAAUUAAAUUUAAGUUUAAAGCUUUUUAAACAUAUUCAAAUUCAAAGACAGCAAAUUGUAGUAGUUGCUAAAAAAUGUAUCGACGUGUCCCAACUGUUCAUCAGUAGGAUGCCAAAAAUGCGUGCAAUUCCACUAUAAUGGUUUCGGCUCCAUUAAAUCCUAUACCAAUUGACGACAAAAUCAGUUGAGACGCUGCCUGAAAGGGGCUUUUUGACAUUUUAGCGACUUUAAAUGGGGAUAAUAAAGCUUUUCCUCCCCCAUCCCCUCCGGGCAACGUUGUGCCACUGUUCGAGCUACCUGUGGAAAACAACAAACACCCCAGCUGUGAAUGGAGGGGAGAGGGAAGGGGUGUGGAUCCUUUUGUUCUCUGAAGUAUAAUGUCUCAAUGAUUUUGUCGUCGAUUGUAGGUUGAUUCUCAGUUAUUUUCCUUUUUCUUGUAGCCCUAAUUAUUCAUGAAUUAGGGCUAGGAGACAAAGGAAAGUAAUUGAGAAUCAACCUAUGUUAAAAAAAAUUAACCUGAAUUUAAUUUUGACCUGUAACAUAUAUAUAUAAAUUUAAACUUUAAAGAAUUAAUCUUCCCCUUUUUAAGACAAGAAGAGUCCAGUACAGGAGACUCCAAAUUAUUAUAUUUACAUCUUUUGGCAAAAUUUUCUUGGGUUAUUAUUGGGUUUCUUGUGAUAAUUUUUAUUGCUGAGAACAGUACAGAAUGACAAGGAGAUACACCCUUAGGACUGUGUGGUGCUAUAGCAGCACUUGGUGGUCCCUGGUGCCUUGCCUUUGCUUUUGAGCAAGCUCAUGUGUACGAAAUCGUAUUUUUUGCUUUAAAAUCUUAUGCUGGGCACCCUGGAUCUUAUAGUUUCAAUGCAUUAAUGGGUUCCCUACAGUUUUUUCUAAGAACACAGCAUUGACCUCAAAUUAAACAUCCAAGGCCCUGUUUGUCAAAUUUCAGCAUUUGACGUACACCACAAAGAUGGGUUGAAAUUACGACAGUGACAAAGAUAAGUACAAAUGUGAGGGUAAAACACUGACAGGGACUUUGCUUGCACCGUUAUUUCUUGAAACAAUGUGUUUUAAAAUUCAGACUUAUUAAAGGGACGUGCAUAUCCCCCCUGCCUCCCCCUAGAGGGCCGGGUUACCAGCAAGAAAAUUAAAACCUGAUUGUGUUUUUCAGACUUUGCACGAUGACACUGACGAGACUGGAAUUAUUGAAGCCCCUAGAGCCAAGCCUGACUGAAGUGAUAAUUUCUGUUUCCAUGCAGGUAAAUGAGUAAAUAUUCUGGCUGCUUGCAUUCACUUGAUUGGUAUCUAAGCCCCCCUUUAACUUACACUGGGCAUUGAUAUUGAUUUGGUUUAUUAGGGACCUUACGCAACGACGACUACAAUGUUGGCAGUGAAAAUGUCGCUUAAACAAAAUGAAUUUGCAUUCUUUCAAACUUAAUCGCAUUUAUUUGGACCCGCUUAACCCUUUAAGUCCCAAUAGUGACCAACAGCAAUUUUCUCCUAACAAUGUCCAUACAUUGUCAAGAGAUAAGGUUGUAAGAAUAUAAAAAAUGAUCACAAAAGAGAAAAUGCCUUGAUGGUUUUAUUAAAUUCUCUCAACUUAUUCUUAAAGGUAAUGUAUGGAGAUCAGUUUGGAGAAUUUGUAUGUGGAUAUCGGGGCUUAAAGGGUUAAUAUGUCAAAGGCAGGCGACUUUUCCUGCAACCUCGUUCCCAGGGGUCUCUCCUACCCGCACUACGCCCAUAGGGCGGGGGGGGAGGAGAGAACCCUGGGAAUGAGGUUGCUUUUCCUGGAGUCGAAUUCUUAAGGAUUUUAUUCAAGUUCAAAAAGAGGAAGGAAAAUUCAUCUUCGUAUGUCCACGUCCUCCAUAAAAUGUGAAAUUAGGAGGUAAACUUCACAUUGUAGUCGUGUAGUGGACAUCAAAGAAAUGUACUAAAAGCAUGAUGCACGUGCAGAGCUGUUGUUUUGAUCAUUAAAUCUAUUGUUUUUUGAAGUUGUGGUCGUUGUCAUCAUCAUAGUUGCUUAAGCUCCGUAUUAGUUAUUACAUAUUGAAACUUAAUUGAAAACCAGUAAAUAUAAUAUGAUUCAAAUGAAUUUUGAUCAGCACUUAAAUAUAUAGCUUUGCCUUGCAUUGAAGCAUUAUUUUCUUAUUCCAGUUAUAAGCCCCUUUGGAUACAAGCCCCUCUGUUGAUAAGCCCUCCUUAUGAAGGUUUUUUAGCCGACAGCUUAUAAGCAGCAGUUUACAGUAUUGAAUUCCAUCUGGGUCAGUGUGGAAGCAGAGGAACUCUGCUUCAGUAUAAUUUAGUCACUUACUUGAUCACUUUCACCUUAAAGGGGCUACCUUAUGUUGUUUGUUAAAAGUUAAAACACGUCUUUGCAUCAAGUGAAUUCCAAAAAUAUUGGUCGCAUUUUGUUUUUUAAGACUUUAUUUACCAGUAUUUAUGUCAUUUGUUCCUAUGGAUGGCAAGAAUACACGAGGAAUAAAACAUGGACAUGGAAAAACAAAAAUUAAAAUUGAUCAUUUCAGAAACAAUUCUCUUCAUAUAAUAAUAUUAUUGCCUUAUUACAGAGUUCUCGCAGGAUUCUGAGAUCCAAUGAGAUUGUUCUUCCAUCCUCGGGUCUGAUUGACACUGAACUGGAUUUGUCCUUCUCACUUCAGGUCAGUUGAUAGUACAUACAUACCCUCUUUUAAAUACAUUCAGUCGAACCUUGGUAAUACGGCCACCAAUCAGCAAUGAGUCAAAAAAAUUUGGCUGUAUUACUGUGGCAGGCUCAAAUCUCAUGACUUGAGGUCCGUAAUGGCAAAUACACCGUACACCCCAAUUUUGAACAACUAUUCUCAUUAAUAAACAUCUGGAAUGUAAAUAUCACGUACAGUAAUUGAAAAAGCUACUUAAAAUCUUCCUUCAGUACAUGAAACUCUUUUAAAAUUCAGUGUACUGUAGUCUAAAAACAGUACAAGGUUAAGCUCAGAUUACCUAAGGUCAAUAAAAUUGACAAGUUACAGGCAUUUUGAGUAUUAACGGGGUGAAAUUAUAAGAGAUUCUAUCAUUUAGAUUUUAGAUUGUGCCCAUUGGCCAUAUUAACGGGUGACUGCAUUAACGGGGGUUUUUUAUAAGGGAAUGUAUGGCCAUUUUGCUGGGCCAAAAAAACUGGCCGUAAUAUAAUAUAUAAAGAGGUGACUGUGUUACCAAGGUGGCCGUAAGGUGGGGUUCCACUGUAAUAUUAAUUUUGUUCUGGUCAAGUAACUUUUAGAGGUAGUAUCACACACCCUGGGAACACUUCAGGUUAGGUUGAUUUCUUUCAUUUUACUUUACCUACAUGUACAUGUAUAGUACCCGCACUUUUUGAAGAGAGCUGGGAACAACCUUCAGGUAAUGCUUCAAAGACGAAAGAAAUACAAGAAUCGCACCAUCCUUGGGUUCAAAACUUUGGCUGUUGGAUUGGUAAACAUGGGUCAGGUGAGAGACUGACUGUAGACUUCUAGUUACAUGUAAUUACCUGUUGCUCUGUUGUUGUUGUUUUUGUUGUUGUUUUCUCAACCCUUUCAAUCUCGGUCGUCUUUUAAAUGACAGUCUUUAUUAUUUGAUCUGUCUGAUAAUCAUUUCUAAGCGCUGUUAAUUGGGCGUAGCCAAAUUUUAGUUGGACACCGUCAAAAUAACUGACACUUUUGAACAUUUGUACCUGGCUCUGAAUGGUCACUUUUUGUGCAAGACUUACACAUGUAUCGUAAGCCUUAAAUGUAACAGACAAAGGAAACUGAGUUUCAAACCAGGUUGAAAUCAUUUUAACCUUCACUAAAGUAAACUAAAAGAUCAGGAUCCAAUUGUAUUAUUAGGGUGCAUUCAAAAGACCGUAUUUAAUAAUAAAUGGACAGGGUUUGCAAAUUUUAUUGAUGAGUGGAGUCAGUACACGUGACUUCUGCUUCACAAAUUUUGGAGUCAUUUUGGAAUACCACAACGAAAAAAGCCAUUUUCAGACUUUCCAGCACAUGGCCCUGGCAUGGAUAUGUUGUAGUUAAUUUUUUAUCUCAGGUAAUUUUUAUUUUUCCUUUGUUUCAACUUCAUUAGCAUACAUUACCAUACCCCAAAACAAAAGAAAAACAAAAAUUACCUAAGAUAAAAAAUUAACUACAACAUAUACACUAUCUUGUCAAGGGAUACAUGAAGUAGCUGUGGCAGACCUCUGACGUGGAAAGUUCAAAUCCAUGAUGGCGGUCAUCGAGUAAACUUUGAUCGUAAUUUACCCUGACCUCCUGUUUUGUUGUGCAGUAUAAUUCUUUAAUUUUGAUGAUUCAAUUAAGGUUUACAAUGUUUACAAUUAACGUAAUAUUAAAUUGUAUUUGUUGUGAAAAAGGUUACAAGGACAAAACUUUGUUACCGAAAAUUUCUGGAGUUGAAGUGACUCCCUCCGUAAACUCAGUGGAGUCAUCUGAACAAUUUUGGCGCAAAAUAUGCCCAAUUUGGCAUAUUUGCGAACCCUGAUGGAAUAUAAACUCUGAAAAUCACUAGUUUCUGGCAAUCAUUGGACUGUAAAAUCCAGAAAUCUGGUGGGCAAUAAUAACAGUUAAUUAAUAGUUUUUAGCAUGCUGAUGGUCAAAAAGGUUGCAGUUGAAGAGAUUUAACACCAAUUUCAAUGUAUUCUUACUCCAGAAUGCGAUCAAUCAAAUGUAUCCUUAGAAUAUUAGGUAACAUUUAUAUAUCGUGAUUAUUAUUACAUACUUGUUGUUUCCAGGUCCUUCAGCAUGCAGUAGAAAAUCAGUUAAAGUUGUACACAAAGGGAACACCUGCCCCUGUGGCACAGAUUACUGUCAACUCUCUUACUAGGUUGGUUGUGCUUGGGUAAAACUACAUAACUUUUCGUGGUAGCUUUUCUUCUUGCAAUGUACAAUCAGUUACAAAAUUGUUGGUCGCAACACUGAAGUUGUCAUGUGAGGUAUAGUUCGCCCUCUCUCCCCAAGCAAUGUUGACUUGUUCCUUUUCGGUUGUUACUUUUGGGGCUUUUCUUUUUGUUGGCCGAAAACUGUUAUCUUAAUGAAAAUUGUACAAAUGUAGUCAGUAUCUACCUCCACUAAGUAACGCGCAAAUCUUAGCUUUUGAAGGUGGUUUCUUAUAUGGCCACUUGAAGUUGUCUGUAAUGCAGCUGCUAUGGAUCUCCUCUGUAAAAGAUUUUUGCUUAUGUCUUAAUUAGCAGUGAAAAUUAUUGCACUUUAAAGUUAGUACAUGUACAUGUACAUUUUGUGAAGAAGCAGUUUUAAUCAUUGAAUGCAAAGUAAUUAGCUUAUUUCCUGUGUAUUCACAGCCAGCCGGUUGAAACAGAUAGAAUGACUGGAUCAGCAGUAAGAGGUGCGUACAGUAGUAAAAUACAUAGUGAGAGACUUGAUAAUUUUACAGAGUUUGAUAACCAUUGGAAUUUAAUAAUGUGUUGUGUUUUUUGUUCAGGUGAUGGUGAUGAGAACUCUAGUGAUGAUGAUGAUGAUUACUCGUUAUCAGACCAGGAAGCAAGUGACAGUGGUGGAGAUGCUGUAAGCACAGCUAAUUUAGUUUGCUUUAUCUCUGUGUGCUUGGACCACAACACAAAAAUUCUCUUUUCGUCACUUACAAUGUAAUAAGUAUGUUUUAGCUGCCUUCAGUUCUGAUACAAACUCGGCCCCUUUUCAUAUUCAUAAGUGGUUGUGCACAAAGCCUUGUUUUGAUGAAGGAACUCGAUUUUUCUUUCAAGGAUAUUCUUGAUGUGGAACAGAGACAGGGAGGUAAAAUAAGGCGUGGAAAAAUAACAAUACCAGCCAAGGUAAAUAAAACCAAACUUUCAUGUUUAAAAUUUUGUUUUAACUCUUUUGAUGUGAUUAUAUUUGUACCAAAAAUUGACAUAAAAAGUGAGUUAAGAUUUUCAUUAUGUAAAGAAACAAUGCACCAUGUUUUGAAGAAAAUGUAGCUUAUUAAUCUGUAAUAGCUGUAGUAUAGAACUUUUUAUGCAGUACGAAAAAUCUAAUUAUAUAAUAAUAGAGUAAAAUUCAUCUUAUCAGUCAAUACUUUCACAAAUAAGAGAUUCUGUGUAGUGCACUUUUUUUAGCAACAUAGUUACAUAUUAAAGCUGCAGGGCAGGUAAAGCGGAUCAUCAGACAAUUUCUUACUAAAAAUUUGCCCAUUUCUCACAAUGUCAGAAGUGAUGUCCAGACAAAGUUAAUAGUUAAGACUAUUAUUUUUAAUUUUCAGAUGAACAAAAUCUACAUUGAACGUUCGUGAAUAAUUUACGAAUACUCAAGACAGAUUUAACUUUUUUUGUCGUACCAAUUAGAUAGUAGUAUUGUAGUGAAUAUGUGGUGCAGCUGUGUACUUGCAAUUUAAGAUACAUACAUGUAAUGUGUCCUUUUAGGGAAUUGGAGAGCAUUUUUGUUUUUUUUGACAAAAAUGGUUUCUUAGACAGACAUAUGCCCUUUUAAUAAUAUUUUUAUCAUGUAAGUGCUGGAAUUUUAUUUCUUUGACUGAUGUGCCCAAGGAGUUUAAUGUUAUAUUCUUUUUUUAUUAUUUAGCACCAGAAGAAUUUUAAACAAAAGUUUAUUGCACUCCUUAAGAAGUUUAAAGUCCCAGAGGAGGUGAGUCUAUUGUUAGCCUGCGAACAGCAGACCCAGAGAUUUCUGGUCGUCGCUUCUCUCCCUCCAAAAAUUGGGAAAAUAGGGAGAGAAGCGACGACCGGAAAUGCGUGUUUUUCAAUGUGUUUUUACAUUCAUGCUGGUUUCCGCUUUGAGCUGAUUAGUGGAAAUCUGACAGCUCAGUCGAUGUGGAGCCACUGGAAAAUUGGAGGCAGAAUUCAAAUUUCAGAGACAUACAUGUGGUUGUAAGCUCUCCCCCCUUUUUUCUGCCCUGGUGCCAGAAGGCCCCAAAGUGCUUGCUCACAGGCCACCUCUGAGAAUUCUAGACAAUCAACGGUGUCACCACUCAAGCAGACUACUGUAUUUGACUCACGUGUUUAAUUAUUUCUUGAAGGCAUUAGUUAAUGAGAUGGGAACUCUUCAGGAUAUGGAUAUCAGCCCUCCAGAAAAUGAUGAGGCAGGGGAUGAUUUUCUCUUUCCUGAUGAUUUAGAAGACUUGGACAGUGACAUGGAAAAUAACCUUCUUGAAGACUCCAUAAGUAUUGUGUCAACACCUAAACCUUCUCUCAGGUAUUAAAUAUGGUAUUUUAUUAAAUUCCGUUUCAAGACGGAGUCAUCGUUAGGUCAGCGUCUUGGUCAUACUUGUCAACUUGUUUGCCCCAGCCCUACCAAACCUGGAGAUUUUUAAUCAUGUUACAAAACAAUGUAUGUUUAUUUUGAUUAGUUGAAUGGAAUGCUUGUAAACUAGCAAGAGCUGCAUGUGCACUUUCACUAAAAAUAAGACAUACCGUGGUUCUGUCAUUUUGUCAGAUUGUUUUACAUUUUUUAUAGGAAUUAGCCUGCAUGGCAAGCAUUCGAAAGGGAAGGGAAAGGGGAUUUUGGGCCAAAUUCCCUUUCCCUUCCAUUUCGAACGCCUGUCACACAUGCUAUAUAGAAAUCAUUUGACCAGAAUUUUUCUUUACCACCAGUUGCAAAAUGUUGAGGCACUUUGAAGAAAAACCGGCCUUUUUUACCUCAAAUUGUUGCUGGUCACACUUCUCUGAGAUAUAACACUCCCUCUACUCCCUCCCCUCCCUCCCCUCCAGUCAAUGUUGCUCAUCUAAGUUUUGAGCAUGGUCUUUUACUACUACCAACUUUGUACAUGGGAGAAUGGGGAAUCACAAGCACAAGAUCGUGGACAGGCUAUAUGAAUCUCACAAAACGUGUCCCAAGUAGUUUUGCAACUGGUUUUAGCACUUCAAAUACUUCAAAUGCCAGUUUCAGAUUCUUUCAGAAUGGUCAAGUCAACUUUUUGAUGCCAUUGAUAAAACACAUGACUUCGUUUUAUUUGUUUUUAGACCUUUCUUUGACCCUAGAAGCUCAGUUGAAAAUGUUUCAAAUCAUGUCGACACUUUGGUAAGUUAUGAUUUUGAUGGAUAACGUGAUUAAGGGGCAAUAUUCCAGCAAAAUUUGCCUGUGAAACAGUUAAUAGAAGAGUCGGUGUAGCCCACGAGCAAGCUCUGCAAUUAUGGCGAGCGAAGCGUCUCCUUUCGCGUGCGACUCUCGCAUGACUUCGAGCGGAAACCGGUCGUUUCGAUACAAGCUCAACCAGUGAAACUGCACAAAGAUUUUGUUCACUUUAAGUAUAGUUUGCCAGUGAACAAGAAAAACAUUUUGGGUGAAUAUCUUCGUUCUUUAAGCCAAGUAUGUGGAACUAUUUACACUUCGAAUGAAUAAACUUGUAUCCAAACGACUUGUAUCGAGACAACUUUGUAUCGAAACGACCGGUAACCCUUCGCGCGACUCCCCCAAAUGUAGAGCUUCCUUGCAGGCUAAGGGUGAGGUUACACGGGACAAUUCGCCACGAAAAUUUCUAGCGCAGCAAAGCGUUGCAAUGUUGAAACAAUGCUGCAACCAUUCGAAACAAUAUCGCAACAAUGUUGCAACGCUGUAUUGCGCUAAGAAUCGUCGUUGCGAAUUGUCCCCUGCAACAUCACCUUAAAGAGAGUGAGCAACAUAAAACUGUGAUAUGUCAAUGGCAACAACAACGACAAUACCUUUAUUCGCCUUGUACUUAAUUAAUUACAUACACACGUGAAAGAGAAAAUAUAUAUAUAUUUAUUUAUUUGUACUUAAUAAGGCCUGGAGCUGAAAUAAUCCUAAGAUUUUCUAGCCAGUUCUCCAGAAUUUAAAGUUUUAGAGAAUUGAGAUAGAAUUUAUUUCCAAAGAAGCAGUUUUAAAAUACAGUGUAUUAAGAAAGAAAGAGUAUAUGCUUAAGUUAUGUUAACAAGUACAUCAUCGUAUUUCCCAUUUGCGAAAUCAACUAAACGUUUUAACUCCUGAAACCCGUUGUUCAGAUUCUCUAACUUUCGUUCUAAGGGUUCUAUUGCUUCUUUUAAAAGAUUCUUAAUCUCUUCUCGUGUAAUACCCAUUUUUGCGCCGUUUUGGACGGAAGGCCGUUCAAACCCGACCGACCGCCAUCACGGCAAAUGCAAAUCCAAGCAGGCUAAUUGUUAUUUGCUGAUGCUGAAAGCUGAUUUGCCAGGCACUGAUAAGCCACAUUUUUUUGUGAUACAAGCUAAACAAUAAUUGGUUAAAUUUCAAUGAGUAGCUUGUUUUGUUGAAUAAUGUUCUGGUACAUUAGAUUGACGAAGAAGAGCUUAGAAGUCCGCCGUCGUCAAUUCAGGUGCAGGAAGCUGAAGAUAUUCGAGUAGAUCAUGAAAUGGUGAGUUUUGUUGAAAUAAUGUAUCAGUUAAUGAGUUUGUAGCAGUAGCAUUGUUGUACAUGUAAGUUCACUUGUUUGUUCGUUUGUUUGUGCGUAGGACGUUGUAAGUCCACCGUCUGACGGAGAAAAUCUUUCGGACUCGACGAACACGUCUGACGCUUUGUCAGGAGGAGGCUUGGACGAGACGCCGUCUGUACGACGGAGUGUGUCAUUCAAGGAAAAACGAAAUUUGGAUGACUCGGACACUUUAACCAAAAGAAGAAACAGCGAUAUCGAUCUACAGGUGGGUUUAAAGCCAUUCAUAUUUUGCUUGUUCUUCAUUUAUAUAGAAGUUGCAGGAAUAUAAUCCCCAAUAAAAUAAUUAAUUAUUGAAGCCGAAGAAGCUAAAUGUGUUAUUCCUGAUUUCAGCUACCGAAAGUCACGUUAAACGAGCAAUUGAGCAGUGUGUUAUCAGGGGAUAUUCCUGAGUCCAUUCUGUUGAUCAAUACUGCCGAGUGGCAAGGACAGGUAAGGAGGGAAGUCUGCUCCAAGUUACUUUUAAGUUCAGUUACCAGAAUGAUAAAUGUAUGUGUGUUUUCAACGCAAAAAAACGAGGUGAAACGUUUUCCGUCCGUCGUAUGUCGUUUUCUGAACUUGCGAUGAUCUCCUUUACGUUUAAUUCUGCAUUCCGCAGUUCUAAUAUAUGAUUUUCAUUUAAAUUUAUUCUUUAUAGCGUUUUCUGAUCGAUUUUCAUCUCACUUUCACCAUCCAGAAUAAUCUGGACACAAUUUGAAAACGAAAAGUCCUCAGCUCUUGGCCGUCGACGAAGCAACUCGCCCUAACAUGACCAUCUCAUGACCAUUUCGUGUCUGUGUUUUUCGAAAAUCCUCAUGUUCGACCCACCACGUUACACCACUUAGCCCCUGUUUUCAAUUCAGUUUUCGCCCUGGUGACCCUUUCUGUGGGUGACCAAAGACUCCGAUUUGGCGUCUACGGUAGGUGGCAUAGAGGAGAAAAAGCGAUGUGUUUUUAAUGCGCACGGCGCGUUUGGGUUUAUGUAAUAGCACUCUCAGAACGCUGUUUGACGGUAUGAGGUUUAAUUUUUCCCUCUUCUGUUUCUGCAGCUGUUGGCACUAAAGCUCUGUGAUAAAGCUGUGAAGAUGAUUUGCACGAGAUCAAGUUCAGACGUACAUGCAGUUUUCUUGGCCAUCGUAAAUAAAUAUCAGAAAUUGUAAGAAGACACCAAUUCUCUUAUAACCUUCUGUGUCAUGUUGUGUCUCACGUUAUAUCCCUUCUUUCUCGUUAGCUGUAAUACACAUCCAAAGUCAACCCGACAGCUGAGUGUAGCGAUCGCCGGCACAGAGUCGUACAUCAGCGCUGUACUGCAGCCUUACGUGGAACACUUCGCUUCAAAGCCAUCAGAUUGGCAAAAUUUUCUUCGCUUUCUCGUUAUUCCCCUCGGUAAGUUCAUACAACUACCUUUUUUAAAAGGAAGUACCGAAAGACUUUGCGAAAGGCAAAGCCUCCCUCACGGUCGUAGUUUAUAUUUGUUUUGUACCUCAUGACAGGUCACUCGGAUAAAUCUCUUCUCCCUAUGCCCUUUUUUACUUGAGCAACCAUUUUUGUCCAUUUUAAGAUUUAAGUUUUAGGCAUAAUACACAUGUGCAUAUCGCGUGCUAAUUUUAAGUUACAAAUUCUUCCUUCUUGUUCCUUACGUUUUUAUCGACGUACUAGGGAGAAUUUGUUUAAAUAUUUUAGAGAAUGUAUCCUGAGUGAUCAUAUACUAAAUUUUCAUAAUCUCCAUGAAUCACUGUUGGGGCUUGAAGAGUUAAUCCAAUUUGUUUAUGGUUUACAGACAGUCAACCGUUAGCCAAGUAUAUCGCUUCGUUGGAUCCGAGGUACAGCUCUCUUUUCAUGGACAAUGUUUGGAAAGAAGCGUUUGAACACUCUGACACGACUGUCGGUGAGUCUGUAGCAUACUUUCUCUGUCUGUUGAUAAUGAAAUCUGGUUAUCUGGUGACUGGUCCACGAUUUCUGCAGAGGGGAAGCAAAAUUCAUGAAUGGCAAAAAUUCUGUUCUAAAUGGCCUUGUACCAUUUGCACAGUUGUCUAUUUCCAGGAAGGCGUUCGGUAGUACUUGUCAUCAUUCCCGAGUGAAAUUUCCUCCUUAGUCAGGACGACUAUUAUAGCCUUGCCAUAUACACUUCAACGUAAACUUCAAAUUUGAAAAUGUUUAACUCCCCUCCGAACGACCUUGCUGUCUUUGCCAAUUGAAGUGCCUGAAAAAGGUUGUAACUUCCUAUGUAACUUCCAAUGACACGAAGUUUAAUGAUUUUGUCAGUAGGUGCAGAAAUAACCAACAAAUUUUAUGGCCUCGUAUUGUUUUUUUUUUCUAUUGAGUUGUUUUCUAAUCUCUUCCUACAAACGUCUGGUAGGUAGAUUUGUUAACACUUUCAGCUAUUUUUAAGCUGCUUGACCGCUCUGUAGUCUUAGUCCCACGCUAACAACAUGGCGUUUUUUUUUUUAAUUAUAGACUUUGAGGAAGUCAGCAGACGAGUCAAAACCUUCAUGUCAACGGCCACUAUCGCACAUAACCUGCCGAUUGCUGAGGCACUUGUAAAUACAAAACCAAAAGGGUUAGUGAAAAUUAAUGGAUCUUAACCUCAUUCCCAAGAUUUAAGGUUCCUUUAGAGCAACCCGGGCCUGCUGUCUGUUAUUGUGUUGUUUCCUCCUUCGAGCAAGCUCUCAGGACAGUCUCUGUGUUCGACCCGCGGGCGAACGGGAUGGUGGGAAUGGGACGAGGGAGCUGUCCUUUGUUCCCUUCCCUCCCCCACUUCCAAACCCAACCAAAGAACUCCCAGAAAGAGAGCGUGCUCCCAUGCUUCCCACUUUGUUGCCAAAGUUUCAGUAGAUGAAAUUUAAGAGAAAGUAUUGAUUGUUCGGCAGUAACCGAGCGACGGACUACGGUGAAGAGGGAAGGCUAAUAUUUUUGUUCCUUUAUAGCUCGACUUUUCAGAUUGCACUUCCUUUAUCUCAGAGCAUAGAAUGUAGUGUUUUCAUUCCUUGGUUAUCAUGGAUUGCGAUUAGUCGCAUCUAGGUAAAUCGUGUAUCUCUGUAUUUUUCCUUAAAGCUGAUUUUUCUUUUUUUGUGUUUAGGUCUGAAGAGGGCUCAUCGCAAAUAUUUCUACCGUUUGUUUGUGUAAGUAUAAAAGUAACAGAAUCUUCUCCCAGAUUUACGUUUCAUUAAAGACUAACGGAAAUUUAUGGGAUUGACUAUGUUUGCUGUUGUGCAAAGUUAAGGGGUUCCCUUUUGGAUCCAGUUUCCUAAAAUUGGUAUCUGGCGUAUUUUUCUUACAGGACGUCAGGAUUGGUUCAACAGAUCAAGGUAAGAGACACGGGACAAUGCUUGGCCUUAACUGAAACGUAACCUGGAUGCCUACCGGCUUUUAUAACUUUUGCUAAAAAACGCUAUAAAGAUUCCUUCUACUCGUUAGUUGCUGGAUAAUGUUGGGUUGGGCGGAGUCGCGGGACAAUCUCGUAGCUAAGGAACUAUGGAGCAAAGGCGGCCAAAUGGUGACAGCACUCGCCUGGCCUGAGUUCGAAUAUUGGAGGCAACAGUUUGUUGUUGAUUUUCGCCCUUGCACCGAGAAGAUUUUCUCUGGGUGCCUCGGUUUUCCCUUCUUGUCAGAAAUGAAUAUUUCCAAAUUCCAAUUCGAUUCUGAUGGGUGAACAAAGGAUCACCUCGUGGGUGAGCCACCCGUGAAUUGUUAUCUAUUUAUUCAUUCAUUCAUUCAUUUGGUUGUUUGUUUACUUAUUUAUUUCAGUAUUCAGUAUUCAGUAUUUUCUUAAGUUUACAGGUUAUGCCAAUGUGCCGCCAAAUCCGCGCCCCGUGAUCUGCUAGCCAUCAAUAGUUGUUCUCAUCGUCUUUUAUUUCGUUUUUGCAUUGUAGCAGACGACGAACCUGUAGCAACCACUAGUAUGCCGACGAGUACCGGAGCUAAGAGCAUAGGGACAAAUUUGAGGUCUGAGAAUCAGGGACCCGCCCUAGGAAGUCCCCAGACGCCCCCAAUUUCAAACGUUCCUUCGACAAGGUACGUGCGGUGUAAGGAGUAAAAUCAGUGCUAGAGUAAACUUGUGAUCGUUUCGUUUUCUAUGGCGUGAAUUGUGCCCUAAAUCUUUUCCUAUGCAUUCAGGGGCAUUCAUGAUCUCUGGGUAUGACCCAGUGUAAUACAGCGUCAGGCAUCAGAGUGUACUAGGCUGGAGAGUACUUGUUUGACUGUUCACCUUACCACCUCUUCGUUAUCCAGACCCUGUGAUUUUUGGCCCGAAUAAAUGCUCACUCAUUUCCUCAUUCUGCAACCUCGAAGAUGUUACCACCUCGUUAUUACAAACAACGACCAUGUUUUGGAGUUGCUAAGAGUUAUUCUCUUCACUUUUACCUCUUGACUACAACUUGAUUUACCUUUGCGAGUUCUCUCAUUUGGUUACGGUAAAGAUCUCCCUUUUUCUUACGCUCGCGUUCUUUUUUUCGUUCCCAGCCUCCAUGACAGCGGAGGAAGCGGAGUAGGCCUGUGGUCGAGUGAGCUAAUGGAUCUUCAAGUUGACUAUUGGCUGGUACCGGGAUUAAAAAAGGAUGUUAAUAAGGUACUGUUUAUACUUUGAGUUUGUUUUAUUUGCUGCCUUGACAUAGGUCCUUUAUGAGCUAUGUGAUUUGCGUGUGUGCGUUUGUUCUUCCCUGAAGUCUUUUUCUCUCUUUUUAGUCGUCUCUCAAAACAACGUUUCGAACGCUAGUCGUCUCCAGACUCCCAUCCCUCGAAUCUCCAGAUGAACCAUCUGCGCUGACAGUCAUGGCUGUGACCAAAGAACGCAAUAAGAGAGGUCUGGAUUGAUGUUAUGCCUUGUAUUUUUUCCUUUCUCGUUUUUAGUCAGUAGUUGUUUCGAGGAUAUUCUAGUUGACCCGUGCAAAGACCCCAGUACCUUACUGUAUAUGCAGUGUAUUUUCUUUGCGUAUUUUUUUGUUUUGUUUUGUUUCUUGGAACCAAUUUAACUGCUGACAAAAUUAACCUUCCCCUUCCCUUUUAACGCCUGACACGCAGGCUAGAGAACAAAUAAUAGCAUGUGCAAAUUGUUUUUAAAAAGAAUUAGUUCUUUUUUUGAGUGGCCGCUAUAAAAUUUUCAUGUUUUUCUUCCAACGCAAUUCGUCUCCUUUGUUUUAUGGCGAUCACUGUCCGCAUCAGUUAAAGUUCUCCAAGGAAACGACAAACAACCCAGUGAACUGAGUGCGAAACUUUACUUAUUGAAUAGUAUUUUAAAAACAAUUAUUCCUGGGUUCAUUCUAGGGCCAGUUGCGUAAAACUUACGUCCGACCUCAACUUGUAUGCGCCGACUAACCAGUCAGGUGGUUUUAGAGUCCACUAGAUUCUGAGAGGAGGACGACUCCGAGAAUCAGAUUUUCUCUAUCCUAAGUAGUGCGCGCGCGUGAACCAGUGUCAUUUGGGCGGGAAAACGCGAUAGCCGCCGUUAUUCUACCACGGGUUUAGCAAGAAUCGUAGUGACGGAAACUAGGUAUCAAAUGUUAGAAGUUUUACCAAUUUGGGAUUGGGAGAGUAAACCUCCUUCAAUAAGAAUAACCGUGUUAACUUUUGAAGCUUCCCGGGAUGUCCUUUUUUAGAUUAUGCGAGAAAAGAAAAACUAGGCAAAUCUUUUCCUCGUAGAUGUCCUCGCCUUCGAAUCCAAAAGCCUCUAUUAGCCAUUAUGUUUUAUAAAAAGCCGAGUAUGUGUAGCUUUCUUUAGUAAUGAUAUAUGUUUUCUGCUCAAUGUAACAUAUAUGUGCCUUUGAUACAUCUUAAACGCUUUCGCUUGUGUGCACUUAAGUCUCGGUGAUCCAGCAUCUUACGGCUGUUUUACAUCCUUUCUGCAGGACUUGAAGCUGUUAUGCGGUCCAUGAAGAAAUCAAAAGAGCGAGACACCGAAUCCAAGAAUCAACCUGUGGUGGCGAGUGUGUCCAAACUAAUCUGUACCACAAGAGGACAGAGCAGUACUUUAAACGGUGAGUCAAUAAACCUACAUAGUACCCUGGGAGCCAGGGACUUCAUGGUGACCCGUUUUUUGUCGCGUCCUCCCCACUUGUGGCUUAAGCGUUCGGCCGAAGAUGUGUCGACCUGGUGCCGACCCCAAAAAAUCCUGCCGCACGCUGGUACCCAGGGUAAUAAACUACAAUCAUGGACAAAAGUCCUUGGGACAGUAAUGCAAUAUUUAUAUUUUUUUGUCAUUCUGGGUUCCCUCGUAAAACAGUGUAUCCUCUCCGAAAUUUUCUUGCAGUUCUCCCUCCCCCCCACCCUAUACAAAGUUGAACCUCGGAAAAACUUCUGGAUACACGCGUCCAAUGUUGUUUGCGGGGUAAGGGGAGGGGUUGGGCCAGGGUGAAUUGCAAAACGCCCAGAAAUGCAAAAGGGUCCCAACGCUUUUGUCCGUGAUUGUAGUUCUUGCUGUAGCUAAAGGCUGCUUAAGUUGUGAACUCGCGCAAAAUUCUACAUUAACGGCCCUCGAGAACGAUAUUUAGCACGUGAAAGAUUGACUCUGAAGAUGACUACCGCACAGGUUGUCGAAACGUCAGUCACUGUCAACAACAACAGUCCUAUUCAGGACUACUAUCACCCGGACGAUCAUGCCCAGCUUACUUAUUAGGGAGCUUAAGUAAAGGCGUUUUUGGGCGACGCACGUCAAUCGCAAGUGAGGUCUUCAAAAACCGCAAGUGAGUGCAGUGAAACUACUCGCCUGCGGUUCGUGGGUCCACUUGAGUUUUGAACAUGUUGACGUCAUUUCUAUGGUCGCUAAGAUAACAGACCAUGGAAAAUAGUUGUCGAUUUGUUAAUUUUGCAAUAACUGUUUUUCGGACGCUGAUUGGUCGAGAGCUAUGGUCGACAAGAGGGCGGACCAUGGAAAUGACGCGGUGAUGACGCAAUUUGACGGUAAUGGUCCAUGGUCUCUACUCCUACCGCUUUGCAGUGAAACCACUUGCCUGCGGCUGUCCUGUUUCACUUAAGUUUUCAACAUUUUGGUGUUGUUUCUACGGUCGAUGGGAGUAUAGACUGUGGAAAAUUGUUGUCAGUUUGUUAAAUAGAUAGCAGUAGGUAGAGUCCAGACUGCAUAAGCAGAUUCUUAGUGUUGUAUUUAUUGUCUUUCAGUUGUUAUUGAUGGUGUGACGUGGAGCGGUGUCAAGUUCUUCUCACUCUCCUCCCAGUGGCCCACGCAUAUCAAGAACUUUCCCAUCGGUCUGUUCGGAAGAGCCGAGACCACGUGUUGAACACGCCUAUCCAGGUCAGAAAACGUGGAUUGCGAGAAGCUGAGGCGAGUUUGGAGUGCCUUAGUUCAAGUGGAGAAUCCCCCGUAGUGUAGUGAUGUAAUUGUUCAUCAAAAGCGUUGAGCAGUUUAAACUCGCUAAAUUUGUUGAUAUAGAUUUCGAAAUGCGAGAGAAAAUGUUGAGAUAAGGUCAAUAAGCCUUUUAUUCGCAGAGUUCUUUUGCGGGUGUUUGAUGUGACGUUGGUCAACCAAACAUUUGAAGUUUUUGACUUGGCGGACAGACUCGAUGGUUGUCAAUUCCAAGUAUUGUGGAUGCAACCAAGCGCGCGCCUGUACUUUCCCUAUGUUCAAAGAAUUGAGUUGGUAAACAUCAAAAAUUGUGUAUAAACAAUCUCCGUCAGAUGCAAAUACAGAUUUACUGGCGACAGCUGGCAUCAGUUAACAAACCGCAUAGAAUCAAUCUUGCGCCCUUUUUUCACCAAUCAGAGGGAAAACAGUAAACAAACGUCACUUGGUCUAACUUGGUCACACCAGUUUUCCCGCGCCUGCCUGACGCCGGCGAUAUGUAUUUGCCUCUCUGAUUGGUUCAGUACUUUAUUAAUCUGUAUUGUGAUUAGAUAGAAUAUUUAUUCUGGUUUGGACUUAAAAUCAGUUCAAACAAGUUCUCGAUCAAACUUAAUGAUUACAAUAUAAGACAACGUUGCUUGAAAGAUUUAACAAAUAGUGAGUCAAAUAGGCGCGAAAAAAAGUUUUAUUGGAGAAAACAGCCCUUCGAGAGGAGCGAUUUAAAUUGUCUAUCGAUGAGGACACUUUGCAACGCAUAUCAUAAGGAUCGUAUUAUUCUGUAGUGUUCGGUCCUGGUCAUAUCUGAGAAAGUGUUGACAAAGUGUCAACGAGCUUGAAUAUUAAGUCGAUUUAAAUGUUUUUAAAACAUAGCCAGUCUUAACGUCUUAAUGAUGCUGAUUGUUUCGGUGACUGUCAGCCAUCUUUAUCAAAACUUGAAAAACAUUAAAAGUGUCAGAAGCCUUAAAUAGGCUUCUGAAGGUGUUAAUUAUUGCGAUAAACGCGCAAAGUCACUCUGUAGACGCCCCCCCCCCUGGUUUGGGGGUGGAGAUCACUUGUGUCCAUAUGGGAGAAAGCUAAUAGGCUCCCUCCCUGAUAGGCUAUGUUUUAAGAACAUUUACAUCGACUUAAUAGCUUCACUAGCCUGAUGAAUUUCUUCAAAAGCUUGAACAUUCUUUAUGCAAGUAGCGGUUUUCUUGUUCCGCCGUCGCGAUUAGUGAUAGAAAGACCCAAAUCAUUAAAUUUUCGAUGACAUUGCAGCCUUAUAACAGUUACCCAGUUUCUUUGAGAUGAAAUGGUCUACAGCUAAGUAGCUGGUAUCUGCAAAAUUUCUCUCUGCAAAAACCAAGGAAGGAGCAGAGUGCCUGAGCAAAGAGUUUUAUUUACUUGAGUAUAUAAAUAUUCGGAUAUUAUUCAAGAGCAAUUAAGACAAAAUUAUUCCAAAGUUAUUGAAACAACAAAAAAAACUCAGGUGCGAGUUUAUUUUUUAAGUAGUUACCUCAGGAUAUGCAUAGCGAAUUUAAAGAUUUAAUAAUUUAUUACAGAAAAAUCUAUUAUUACUCAGAAAUUCAUUGGUACGCCGAGAGUAUUAUCGUCGCUGAAAAAAAAGGAUUGUAAGGAAUAAGUUCAAUGAUAAGCUAUGAUACCGGGUUAUGUUUUUUUCCUUGAAUGUGUUUUAGUAUCCUCAAGAGUGUUAAAUUACCUUUCGCGUUCGCGGUGUAUUUCAUAGUUAAUUUAAUGCUGCAAUUUUUCAUUAAUGUACAGCAGUUUUCUAUCGCAUCUGGCCAAGAAAAUUUCCUACGUGGUUUAUACAAUUGUUGAGAUAAAUUAGGUUUUUUGAUGUUGAAUUCGGGGCUAGGUCCGAAAAUAUUUUAAGGUACGCUUAACCUUGUGUUUCGGUUUUCGCCCCAUGUAGUGGAAUCCGGGAAAUUUUUGCUCGUGGAAUCUGGAAUCCCACUAACGACUGGAUGCAGAACCCAAGUACCACUGACAAAGAAUCUGGAAUGCACAGCGUGGAAUCCAGAAUCCAAGACUGUCUUGGAUUCCCUUACGUCGGGCGACAGUUUGUUCAGAGACGCUAAUAUGCAAAUCGUAUGUCACGUAGCAAAUUCUCCUAGUAUGAGUCAGGAUCAUGAGUCGUCCAUGGCGUCAAUGCUCGAAAGUCAUGGAAUUUUUUUAAAAUUAGGCAGAAAUUAUGAAAAGUCGUGAUAAACAUCACCUUCUUUCGACUUCCCCUUUUAUGCGGCUACGCAAGGUUAUUUCGACUACUUUAUUUUGGCUUAAACGAAAAACAGUCGUUUCUUUUUUAAACAUCUCGUAGUUGCGACCGUAAAUUCAUGGCCAAACGGUGGUUAUAAUAACGUCGAGUGAACUUUAAAACUGUAAAUGGGUUGGUUCAGUUGCUGCAAAUGCUAUUUUCGUGUUGAUUAUGAAUUCAGUCUGUUUUUUUAAAAUAUUGUAAAAGUCCUGGAAUUUUACGGCCGCAAACGUUGUACGAACAAACAAACCAACUUUCCAAGCCCAUUGAGGCGUGGGAACUACAAGUGUUUUUCUUUCGUUAGUUGUACAAACCACGUAACGGAAUUUUUAUGGCCGUUAUUUUUUAUCGAGGGUACUUUCCUAAUUGCACUGUUUUAUUAGACCUCUAUUUUUGUAUUUCUUUGAGGGUGGUAAUUGAAACGGACUCUUGUGAAUCUCACGUGUUCCUAUUCAGAUGAGUAAAUAUUAUGAUAAAUUUUGAGGUGGAAAAUAUGCGAAAAAUGAUUGAAGCGAUUUGAAAUUGUUGAUUAGAACUGUAACAAGGAACAGUUUGAAAUAAA
Messenger RNA from Porites lobata, 21967 nucleotides. The record is from the annotation of a GenBank genome assembly. NCBI's taxonomy places the organism in Eukaryota, Metazoa, Cnidaria, Anthozoa, Scleractinia, Poritidae.